GCUGCUCUGCUGGCCAUGGCGCUCAGCCCCCCGCCCGCCGCCGCCCUGCCCUGCGGUGCCCACUGCCCAGCGGGUACCUUCGUGGUGAGCGGCGGCUGCGGGAACGGCGCCAGCUGCCGGCAGUGCCCCCCCGACACCUUCUCCGCCGCGGCGGGGCUCAGCGCCUGCACCCUCUGCAGGAAAUGCGAAGGAAAAUUCAAAUACUUAAAAGCGUGUUCUUCAAAAAGCGAUGCCGAAUGCACGUGCAAGGAGGGGUAUCGCUGCAGCGGCGUGGGCUGCUCCCGCUGCGACCGAAGCUGCGGGGUGGGCCAGGAGAGCACCAGGAGUGGUUGCCAAACUUGUCGCUAUGGAACUUUUAAUGAUCAGCCCAAUGGCUCCUGUAAAAACUGGACAAAGUGCUCUGCAGACCAGGUUCUGGAGCCUGGAACUGCAGAAAAAGAUGUUGUUUGCAAACAUGCUUCAGCUAAUCCCACUUUAGUCACUACCCUACCUACCACAUCUCCUGCAGUUCCAUUUUCUAUCACCGUGCCAGGGAACGACCUCCAGACAGACAUGAUCAGAAUUUCUCUGACUGUAGCUGGGCUGUUGUGCAUAGUGUUUCUGCUGCCUUCAUGUGUGUGCUUCAGCAUCUGGCAGAAAAAGAAACUACACGCUGUCUUCAAGAAAAUGCAUACCACACCUGACCAGUCGAUUCAAGAAGAUGAUGCCUGCAGCUGCCGCUUUCCUGAGGAAGAACAAGGUGAAUAUCAGGUCCAUGGCAAAUCCACAGAAUUCAGAGAUCUUUUGGUGAACUAGGAAUUGGACUUUCCAGGUCAACCACAUUUGAAUUUCCUUUUGGAACACGGAACGAGAACCUGUUUAUAUAAACAGAAAGGGUAUCAGAAUCUGUGAGUUUCACAGCUCACUGUGGCAAAAGUGCAUCUUUUCUAUCUCUUAAAAAAUAAAAAUAAAUAAAAAUGCCUAGUUUGCUGAUUUUCUUCCUCUAGGACUAGGAAUCCAAUUUUUAAGAAGUGGUACUUGAUCUUCAUCUAGAAAGAUGUACUGCAUUUAAAAGCAGUAAUAGAAGGGCAUAAUAGUUUCAUAAUAGCUUGCAUCUGCUGCUGUCGUAUUACAGCGACUGGCUUAGGAGAGGCAGUGGAAACACUGAGAGAAGCUGUGGUUGACUUGAUCUUAGAAAUAGAUGUUACUGCGCAGCUGGACUGCACCACCUUCAGUCCUGCAUUAUUCAACUUUGAUCUUUUAGGUGAUGUAAACACACCAUAUAUGCUGCAGAUGUGGUACAUGUAGCUGUGAUACGUUUCUGGUGCUAUUUUCGUAACUCUGAGGUUGGAAAGAUUUUAACAUUUGACACUGUAUCUGUCUCUCUGAUCAAUUACUGUUACUUUGGUCUUGAAGAGAAAAAAGAAAAUGCAUGUUUGAGUCAUGGCAUUCGCAACAUCAUUUUUAACCUUUUACAGAACCAAAUAUUUGAUUUUUUCGGUAAAUGUUACUCAAAAAAAAAAUAGAACGAAAACCCACCAGAAAUGUAAGGGGUGAUUUUCCCCUCUAUGUGAUCUCAAACUUAGAGAAUGCUCUUCUUGUGUUUGAAGAAUGACAGCCCAUCACUCCGGCAAAAGAUUAUGAUAGCAGAUUAUUUUUAUCAACCUACACUUACACAUUUUGAUAACUUUUAUAGAUACUGUUUUAUAUUUACUUCUAAGAAAAUAAAUGUCAUACCAAAGCCUGAA
This is a messenger RNA of Calidris pugnax (ruff), 1727 nucleotides long. RefSeq names its product tumor necrosis factor receptor superfamily member 9 (gene TNFRSF9). The record is from RefSeq and is a predicted model, not a curated record. Gene Ontology annotation, biological process: regulation of cell population proliferation. Gene Ontology annotation, cellular component: external side of plasma membrane. Bases 16 to 795 code for a protein of 259 amino acids. Gene Ontology annotation, molecular function: cytokine binding; signaling receptor activity. Lineage: Eukaryota; Metazoa; Chordata; Aves; Charadriiformes; Scolopacidae. The transcript is spliced from 7 exons.